GAAGUGUUUUCCGCGAUUCAAUUGAGCGAGUAUUCUCAUUUCCUGAAACCGCAAUAUCUAUCUUUCUCUUCGUUGUUCUGAAUCAAGGAAUAUGUCGUGCUGCGGAGGAAACUGCGGUUGUGGUGCUGCCUGCAAGUGCGGCAACGGCUGUGGAGGGUGCAAGAUGUACCCAGAUAUGAGCUACACGGAGGCCUCUGGCGCCGCUCAGACCGUCAUCCUUGGCGUUGCUCCUCAGAAGACACACUUUGAGGAAUCAGAAACUGUUGGAGGCGCUGUGGAGAAUGGGUGCAAGUGUGGACCUAACUGCUCCUGCAAUCCGUGCACCUGCAAGUGAAUUGCCCUGCCUCCUGCCUAACUGUUUGUGUAUCAAGCAGUGAUGGAAGAAAACAGGUUGGAUCGUGUCAUUUAGUGUUAUGUUGUAGUGAGUCGGAUGUUAGUAGUGAUCGAUGCAGUGGUUUGUAAUAAAUUUUGAUCUAUGUAUGGCCUCGAACUGGCGUUCGGUUUCGGUGUGUUCUGUUGUUCACUUGUAAUGUGAUUAGUGUGUGAUAUAUAUAUAUAUAUAUAUACUUGACUGUUUGUUGACAUGAUCUGAUGAUCUAUUGCUUUGCUGCUUGGGAUUAUAUAUGUUGUUAUAAAUUAAGGAUGUUAUUUUUGCA
Molecule: messenger RNA, 656 nt
Organism: Andrographis paniculata
Lineage: Eukaryota; Viridiplantae; Streptophyta; Magnoliopsida; Lamiales; Acanthaceae
Product: metallothionein-like protein 2
Exons: 3
Coding region: 92-334 (80 amino acids)
Molecular function (GO): metal ion binding
Source: RefSeq, a predicted model, not a curated record